AUGAAGUUCUUCCAGAGCAUGGCUGUGGCCGCAAAUCUCCUGGCAUCUGGUCUCGCCAUCGAGAUUCGCUUCCAUGAUACAAACAACUGUAUCGGUGGCUAUGUCUACUGCCCAACCAUUAACCCCAACCAUUGCUGCCUCGGCCCCGGCAGCAUGUCUACCUAUUUCGCGUGGAUCCCCAGAGAGUGGAGCAUCGAUACCCGGGUUUUCGAGGGCAAAGUGUGCAGCGGCGUGUCACGCACGCAGCGUAGUGGAUCCCGUGAUGCCAUCUGUAUGGGGGCGGAGUGGGAGUUGAUUCAAUCUGCUCGCUACGACUUUGUCGGCAAAAAGCGAGGCGAGACGUCGGACGGCAAUACUGGCGACGAAGAGUGCCAGAAGCCGAGCGGGGUUGUCUUUGCGGACGGCGCCCACUAUCAGUUCGACGCCAUGACCGAGAGUCAAGUUGUCGAGAUGUUCCUCAUCGACCUCUAA
This is a messenger RNA of Microdochium trichocladiopsis, 471 nucleotides long. RefSeq lists its product as uncharacterized. The record is from RefSeq and is a predicted model, not a curated record. The coding region runs from base 1 to 471 and encodes 156 amino acids. The transcript has 2 exons. NCBI's taxonomy places the organism in Eukaryota, Fungi, Ascomycota, Sordariomycetes, Xylariales, Microdochiaceae.